This is a messenger RNA of Pungitius pungitius (ninespine stickleback), 2700 nucleotides long. Its product is annotated as taste receptor type 1 member 1-like. The record is from RefSeq and is a predicted model, not a curated record. The transcript is spliced from 6 exons. Gene Ontology annotation, cellular component: plasma membrane. Gene Ontology annotation, molecular function: G protein-coupled receptor activity. Lineage: Eukaryota; Metazoa; Chordata; Actinopteri; Perciformes; Gasterosteidae. Gene Ontology annotation, biological process: G protein-coupled receptor signaling pathway. Bases 1 to 2460 code for a protein of 819 amino acids.
AUGAAACAUUUCCUUGCUUCUCUGUCUCUUUUGGGAGCUUUUCUUCAUGCUUUGGCCCAACGGGCUGUCCCAGCCUCGGAGUUUCUGCUGGAGGGAGAUUACGUGUUAGGUGGAGUUUUUGAUAUUCAUCACAGUGGCACCGUUUAUCAUGACAGACCCAAAGCCAUCGACUGCUCUAGUCAACCCUUCAUUCUUUCAAGUUAUCGGAGGUUUCAGUUGAUGAGAUUCUCUGUCGAGGAAAUUAAUAACUCCACUGACCUUCUGCCAAAUGUGUCUCUCGGCUAUGAGAUAUUCGACCACUGCUCAGAGGUUCACACUUUUCCAGGCAUUUUAAAACUCCUCUCAGUGGACAGCUUGAUACAGCCUUGGGCUGAACCACACAAGAAUUUGUCCAAAGUAAUGGCUGUGGUCGGCCCUUUUUCAAGCGCUGACACCCUAAAUGUAGCACCACUAUUCAUGAUGGAUUUCAUUCCAAUGAUCAGUUAUGGAGCUGCUUCCUCUGCCCUUGAAGAGAAAGAAAGAUUUCCCUCUUUCCUACGAACAGUGCAUUCAAAUAAAAACAUGAUUGAAGUGAUUGUUAAGAUUCUGCAACACUUCAACUGGCGAUGGGUUGCAUUUCUUAACAGUGAUGACAGUUUUGGGGAAGAUGGCUUGGAUUUGUUCAUUUUGAGGAUUAAAGAUACUAAGAUUUGCCUGGCAUACACCAAAACACUCAAUGACAAAACAGAUUAUUCCCAAAUGUUCAAACAGAUCGAUUCCCAGACGAUACCCAUCAUUAUUGUUUUUGCCCAAGAAUUGGGAGCUGAAGCGCUCAUUGAAUCAGCAAUAGAACUAAACGUCACCAACAAGGUGUGGAUCGCAGUGAACACAUGGUCCUUAAACAAGAAGCUCCCCAAAGAGAAAGGAAUCAAACAAAUUGGGACUGUAAUAGGAGUGUCUCAGCCAAUGGUUACAAUACCUGGUUUCAGUGACUUUAUCUAUCAUUCAAAAAGCCAGACUCACUGCAAAAAUGCAGAACAAAAGGUGUUUUGUAAUCAGGUUUCCAACUGCAGCAACUUGACACCAGAAGAAAUCCUCAACGUGGACCCAUCUUUUAACUUUGCUGUUUAUUCUGCUGUAUAUGCCAUUGCACAUGCCUUACACAAUACCUUGCAUUGUGGAACUGACACAUGUAAUGGCAAUAUUACAGUGUUUCCAUACAUGGUUCUAGCAGAGCUGAAGACGUCAAACUUUACUCUUUUAAAUCAACGUAUCCAGUUUGAUGGGAAGGGUGAACCCAUGUUCGGAUCCUACUCUAUUGUUUUCUGGAACAACAGCGGUGAUGCAGAGGAGAUUGGCUUUUAUAGAUUCCAUCCACCAGACAAUUUUUUCAUCAAUAUCAGCAGCAUUCACUGGUACACAAAGGGAGAAGUGCCUACUUCAAUGUGUUCCCAAGAAUGUGCUGUAGGAUUUGCUAGAAUAGCAAGUCGAAUCCAGAAAUGCUGCUUUAGUUGUGAAAUCUGUCCAAACGGAACUUAUAUCAACAUCACAGAGAAUGCCUAUAAGUGCAUCAACUGUAAGGAGACAGAAUGGUCUGCAGCAGGAAGCACAUCAUGUAAUCUGCGGGUGUUGGAGUUUGUUCCAUUCACAGACCUUGGUGCCAUACUGAUCCUGGUGGGAGCCUGUGUCUUGGUGGGCCUCACAGUAGCCAUGUCCAUUCUCUUUGCCAUCAACUACAACACACCUGUCGUCAGAUCUGCUGGGGGACCAAUGUGCUUCCUCAUUUUUGGCUGCCUGUGUCUGUCUAAUGUCAGUGUGUUCUUUUACUUUGGUAAGCCCACCACUUCCUCUUGUGUCCUGAGGUUCUUACCAUUUCUCUUGUUUUACACCGUUUGUCUAGCAUGUUUUGUGGUGCGCUCUUUUCAAAUUGUUAGCAUUUUCAAAAUGGCUGCCAAGUUCCCAAAGCUCCACAGUGUGUGGAUGAAGUAUCAUGGACAGUGGCUGUUCAUCACACUGGCAUUUGUUACUCAGGCACUCUUACUUCUUUUUAGCUAUAUUCUUACACCUCCACAUCCCCACGAUGAAACCCUUUGGUUCCCUGACAAAACCAUCCUUGUUUGUGAGAUGAAUAUCAAAGCAUCAGCUGGUCCUGUGCUUUUACUUGUAUCUCUGUGCUUCCUUUGCUUUGUUUUCUCAUACAUGGGCAAAGACCUUCCUAAAAAUUACAAUGAAGCCAAAGCAAUAACCUUUUGCCUGCUCCUGCUGAUCCUCACAUGGAUCAUCUUUGCCACUGGAUGCUUACUUAACAAGAACAAGGACAUCCAGACACUUAAUGCCCUGGCAGUCCUCUCAAGUCUCUACUCCUUUGUGUUGUGGUAUUUCAUGCCAAAAUGCUACAUCAUCAUUUUCCAAUCCCACAGAAACACACAAGAGUACUUCCAAUGUCUCAUUCAGAAUUAUACCAAAACAAUCAGCAAGUAGCACUUCCAGUGAAAAUGUAUCUCUAUUGAAAGAAAAGCUGAUGCGCCUCAGGUUGCCUAGUAAAAAUGUAGAAUUUUUAGAGUACACUGUAAUCAUGGUCAUUUUUUCUUCCCUGAGUAAUAAACUAAUGCUACAUGCUUGUUUUUAUUGUUAAUCUUCAUUCAAGAUAAAGAAGGCCUUAAAAUUAGCAAGCACUUAAUGUUUGUGGCAUGUUAUUUUGGAGAUGGGGGGUCACAUGUC